GUCUGUCGCGGGCAGCUCUCUCUUGGGCAGCCCUUUUGGCAGUGAUAGGAAGCCGGGCAGCUCUCUCUUGGGCAGCCUUCCUUGGGGGCAGUGAUAGGACGCCGGCAGCCGCGGGCAGCUCUCUUAGGCAGCCUUCCUUGGGCAGCAAUACGUCGGCAGCCGCGCGCCUGCGUGCUGUCGACCUGCACGCCAUCGACGCGUGAUCACCACCAAUGGAGGUCGACCUCAUCAUAAGAGGUCGGGACAAGGACCAUUUUGGGGAUUGGUGGACCAUGGGCGACGACAUCGUCCUCGAAGUCCCGCUCGACAAGCAGUUGUCGGAGAUCAUCAAGAUGGUCCAGGACGUGCUUAGACAGAGAUUCACGCCCGAGGGCGCGGACGAGCCGGACUACGGCGAGCACGGCAACCCCAUGCACGUCACUCGUUUAGAUAUCGUGCUGCCGGUGUACCUCGCGAAAGGUAAAAGAGAUGAUAGGAACAUCACGGAAUCUGAGUGGAGCAUGUCUUUACGUAGAGUCGGCCUGACGGCGAACAACUGUUUACUCGAGUUCCGGCCGAAGGAGAUGGGCCUCUGGAUGUGGCACCCGUUGGAGUACUACAAGAACCAGUACCGCGAAUUAUUGGUGAAGACGAUUGGGAAUAGGCAGGUCAUGCUGUCCGAAUUGGUCGAGGAGGUGAAACGAACAAGGCCGCCUCCAAUUAGGACGUCCACGAAAGUCUUCCUGAGGUGCUACCCCGAGGUCUUCUGGGUGACCACUCACAUCGCCUCCGGAUUGUCCGAGGUGCGGCUCAACAAGACGCUCGAGCCGCCGACGUUCCUCUAGUCCCCCCCCUGUGGUAUUAAGUAUUGAG
This is a messenger RNA of Pelagomonas calceolata, 852 nucleotides long. The record is from the annotation of a GenBank genome assembly. NCBI's taxonomy places the organism in Eukaryota, Pelagophyceae, Pelagomonadales, Pelagomonadaceae.